AUGGCGAACGAACUGGACAGAGUGCGAAUCUCGGCUGCGGAACUCCGAGCCGAAGCGUCGAAUUCAGUCAGUAUUACUGACUGUCAGAAAGUUGAAGAACAGGAGCAACAUACGCAUAAGCAGCCUAGGAAACGUGAUGGAAAGCGUCCUGAUCUGCAGCGUUACCAGCCAACAGCAGGUCAAAGACGAAGUCACCGUGACAGUGAGGAUGGGGAUGCUUCUAUACCUAGUCAAAGUGAAGACCCCCUUUCCCCUGAAUUGCAUGAGCAUGUUCAGCUGUCACAAAAUGAAAAAAAGACUUUCUCUGAUAAAGCACCAGACAGACAUGGAUGCACAGAUGGUGGAAUUGAUCCCCUCAAGACAAUAGAGGACAGGAUGAGAGGUGAUGGCAGUAACACUCAGAACUGUAGAAAGUCCACACCACACGCUAAAAUGGAAGAAAACCGAGAAAAGGACUGUGCUGAAAAUGACAGAGAACAUCAGGAGCCUGCUGGAGCUGCAAAGACACCAAGAAAAACUCGAAAACCAGACAGAGAAUUUUAUCAACCUGGAAGCCGAAGAAACAUUCAGGGAAAGGACUCUGGGAUUGGAAGAGAGCAGGAAAGACCUGGAAAUAGGAAGCAGGAACAGAAAACCGAGUCAGACUCCCAGUGGAAUACAGCAGAAAAGGAAGGAAACAAAAAUUCUUCUAUACAGAAGCAGGGAGGGAAAGAUAAAGAAGUAAAAGUAAUACAGGAGUCAAACAAAAAGCAAGGGAGUCGAGAUGCUGAAAAACCUCCUUUACCCUCUGAGGUUACUGUGGAGAAACUCACUAACAAAGUGGAAAAACUCAGUGUGAAAGAAAAGGGCAAAGUAAGAGGUGUGGGCCAAGAUGCUGAAGAGGCUGGUUGCAGCAGAGGAGAAACAACUGAUAAAGCAAAAAGAGGUGCUGAAAUAAAAGAGGAUGAGGAAAAGAAAAAGGAGAAGGGAAACCGCCGGAGAAGAGGAGGGGAGAAGGAAAAAGAGAAAAAUCAGGAUUCCAUUAGAGGAGAAGAUAAUAUUCCUGGCAGAGAAAAGGGAAACCAAGGUAAAAUGGAGAACGAAAGACACCGAAGAGAAACAGACAGGGAUAACAGACCAGGUAAAACAGGAGAGACACACCAAAACAAAGGAAAAGAGAAUCGCAGGGAAAGCAGAAGAGGUGACAAUAACAACAACAGAUCCCGAGAUGCAACAAAAGAUGCUAAAGUAGACAGAGCAGAAAACAGGCCUGUUGAAAGAAGUGACAAAAAUAAAUCCAAUGCAAAUAUCACAACACCAACCUCAAAACGCUACUCUAAAUCAGACAUUCGACGCUCACGAAAUCGAACUUACAGCAGUAGCUCAGCAAGCAGUGUGACUAGCCUGGAUGGUCCCGGGCUGGGAAUAGAAGUGGUUAGUACGAGGCGGCCGCGUUUAGAUCCAAAGCGCAAUGACAGAGAGAGCACAGCAAAUAGUAAAGAUAGCAGGAGGAUUCAUCUGCCGAGCUGGACAACAAAUGGAGAAUCAUCUACAGAAUCACUGGAAGGGAGUGAGAUGAGUGAUGUAGCAGAGGAUAGAAGGAAGAAAAGACAAGGUGGAGAGGUUGAUUUAAGUGCAGAGAGACGGAGGGAAGAGAGGAACAGGUCAAAGGGAAACAAAGGUGGAAGUCGGGGUAUCCUUAGGGUGUCUCUGGAGAAGCAAUCAUCACAAAGUGGGGAUGUACAACAUCGUAAGCAAGGCAUGGUUCCUCGAGGCAGAGGUGGGGGUAUCUUGGUGCUUCCAUCCCGCACAGACAUCUCUAAUUCACCUGAGGGUGGACAGAGGCUACUUUUUGGCGGAAUUCGAGGAGGAGCAGCUUCCAGGAGCAGAGGGGGCAGGGGAGGAGGAGUAAGACGACUCUGGGAUCCAAAUAACCCAGACCAGAAGCCAGCUUUGGUCAACACCCAGUCCUCUCCGCAUUCAUCUCUACAGCAGCCGACAUAUCUUCAGACAGGAUCUGGGUACGGUCAGCUUCACUUUCUGGACACAGAUGAUGAAGUGUCUGGUAGUCCUCCAGUCACACAGGGCGAGCACUUUCGGUCCCAGCAGCAGGCUGCUGCCCUGGCCUACUACAAGUUUCAGAACUCUGAUAAUCCCUAUUGCUACCCUAUGCCCACCUCCAGCCCACAUAAUCCCAAUACUCCUAGCAGCCAGCGCUAUGCAUAUCCUUAUCAUAUGGGCCCGUACCAAAUGGCUCCUCCUAACGGCAUGUACCCAGGCCCAGGCGUGGGUCAGUUUUGUGGUGGUUACAGGGCAGCAGGUUAUUCCCAGCCUGGCACAGGAGGUGGUUUGUCAUAUGAAGAGGUUGAGCAACAAGCCAGAGGGGAGUUGGGGAGGCUGUUAAGGGCUGCAGAUGCUCAAGAGCUCCAGCUCAGUAACCUGUUGUCCAGGGACAGACUAAGUGCAGAUGGACUGGAUCGCAUGGGCCAGCUCAGAGCGGACCUUUUGUCACUCUAUGAGCAGGCCAUUCUGACAGACAUCGAAUUCUCAGACUCUCAAAAUGUGGAUCAGGCCUUGUGGAAAAACGUCUUUUACCAAGUAAUAGAACGCUUCCGACAGUUACUCAAAGACCCCAGUUAUGAAAGCAGCCCUCGUAUCAGAAACAUGCUGCUCACACUGCUUGAUGAGGGAGCUCUGUUCUUUGAUGCACUGCUUCAGAAACUGCAGACGGUGUACCAGUUCAAACUAGAAGACUACAUGGAUGGCAUGGCCAUUAGAGCUCGGCCAUUGCGCAAAACGGUAAAAUAUGCACUCAUCAGUGCUCAGCGUUGCAUGAUUUGUCAAGGAGACAUAGCACGCUAUCGGGAACAGGCCAGUGACUCUGCCAACUAUGGAAAGGCCCGCAGUUGGUAUCUUAAAGCCCAGCAGAUAGCUCCUAAGAAUGGACGGCCAUAUAACCAGCUGGCCCUGCUGGCAGUCUAUACAAAACGGAAGUUGGAUGCUGUAUAUUAUUACAUGCGCAGCUUGGCAGCCUCCAACCCAAUCUUAACUGCAAAGGAGAGCCUGAUGAGUCUGUUUGAGGAAGCUAAGCGCAAGGCAGAGCAGCUGGAGAGGAGGAGGAGGCAGGAGCAUGAAGGAGGCUCCAGGGGUCCGGCAGUAAGAGGAAGAGGAAGAGGAGAGGAAGGAGCACGUGUAGAGAUUUGGAUUCGGCCCAGUGGACAAGCAACGACUCCAUCCUCACACAGAGGAGGCAGCGAGUCCAGUCGAGACUCUGAACAGGAUGGAGAGUUGUGCACUCUUAGUGCUAGUGAUCUAAACAAGAGAUUCAUUCUGAGUUUCCUGCAUGCACAUGGGAAGCUCUUCACUAAAGUGGGCAUGGAGACCUUCCCUGGGGUAGCAAGUCGUGUUCUCCAGGAGUUUAGGACACUGCUUCAGCAUGGACCCUCCCUACUGGGCAGCACACAUAUGCUGCAGAUAAUCACCAUCAACAUGUUCACCAUUCACAAUGCCCACAGCAGAGGUGAGGAAGGAGAUGUACGUUCUGUUUUACAAGAGCAAAGCACUGCCCUUGGCCUUGGAAUAUUUGCACUGUUGGUGCAGCGCUGCACUGAGCUACUUAAAGAAACGCAUGCAGAACCAGUGUCCACACCAGAUGGAGGGGACCAGCUGGAGGGCAUGGUAAGGGUCUCUGCUUUCCCAGUGGACCUUAGGGAAUUACUGCCCAGCAUCAAGGUGUGGUCUGACUGGAUGUUGGGACACCCAGACCAGUGGAAUCCUCCUCCAUGCAGUAUAGAUUGCAGCCCUGAUGUAUGGCAGUGUCUAGCCGACCUGUGCAACGUACUGGCUCGUGUGGACCAUGAAGAGGUGCCGCUAUACAAAGUCGACACGGACGAAGGUGAGGGAGACGAGGAGUUGACAGUGCUGCAGCUGAAGGAGGACAGGCUGUUGGCUGGCUUUGUGCCCCUGCUGGCUGCACCACAGGAGCCCUGUUACACAGACAGACAAACUGACAUGUCAAUAGCAGCUGAUUGUAAGAGGGUGACUGUGCUAAAAUACUUCUUGGAAGCUUUAUGUGGACAGGAAGAGCCUCUGUUGGCCUUCAAAGGGGGUCAGUACAUCUCACUGGCAAAUUCUCCUCCUCCUACCAACACAAAAGAUUCAAGGAGCCAGCAUGAGUCUCUAACCGAGAAAGAGGCUGACGAUGUUAUUGUGGAGGCAGAGUCAUCUGUUUCUGCGUCAGAAGAAGAGGACGAUAUUGAGGAAGAAGGUGACAGUGAGAACGACAUUAAGCAGCUGAGGGCACGACGCCAUGCUCUUGCCAACAAAUUGGCCCAGCAGCAGAAGCGCAGGGAUAAAAUCCAGGCGGUGCUACAGACAGGUGGACAGUUGGAGCUGGAGGUGCGACCUCUGUUUUUGGUUCCAGAUACCAAUGGAUUCAUCGACCACCUGGGGGGACUGAAGAAACUGCUCCAGUGUGGCACCUAUAUAAUAGUUGUGCCGCUCAUAGUGAUUACAGAGUUGGAUGGCUUGGCCAAAGGCCAGGACAGCUUUGGUGGGGCAGGGUCAGGUGGGCGCAGCACUGGCAGUCGUGCAAACUAUAAUGUUAGUGCAGCACAUAUGAGGGCUGUGCAGGAGAAGGCCAAGUUAUCAGUGGCAUUCCUAGAGAAAGGGUUCGAGGCCAGGGAGCCCUGCCUCAGAGCGCUGACGAGCAGAGGAAAUCAGCUCGAGUCUAUCGCCUUUCGCAGCGAAGACACUUCUGGACAACAGGGUAACAAUGAUGAUGUGAUCCUGUCUUGCUGUCUUCACUACUGCAAAGACAAGGCGAAAGAUUUCAUGCCUGAUCAGAGAAAUGGAACUGUGAGACUGCGAAGAGAGGUGGUACUACUCACAGAUGACCGUAACCUGCGUGUUAAAGCUUUGACUCGCAAUGUCCCAGUCCGGGAUAUCCCUGCUUUCCUCAGCUGGGCUAAAGUGGGCUGAACGAUGCUAAGCUGAACUUAAGGAGCCCAACUGCUAAAGUCUGCUUGCCACUCAGCCAAACGAGAAGACACACUUAGGCAGAGGAAGAAGAGAAGACAGAGGAGAGAGAAGGAAUAGAAAAGCAAAGAAACCACUUCUUAACAAGUUAAAGUAGUGAGAACAGAGUGGUUUCAGCGAGCUUUUUCCCCUCAUGAUGAAGUGUGUGCGUGUGUGUAUGUGUGUUAAGAUCAACGAGCUUCCCCACAAAGAGAAAGGGAGACUUGGUAAGUCCCUGGAAGGCUUGACCAGAGGGGAGAGAAGAGAUAGGCGUGGAGUGCUUGGAUUUGUAGGCCUCUGUGCCUAGCUAGUGUGCACUGUGCGAGCAGCAUUAAAAGUUGAGACUGAUGGUAGAAUGAGCCAGAGUAUUUAUGGUGAUUUAACUGAUUAAAGACAGCUGUUUUGAACGCCAUAACUGGCACUUCCACUUGUCUUUGAGGGCUCAGUCUUACAGACGGACCUACACAGCAGAGCUCAGUGAAUGGUUGGAGAAGGGGAGCAGCUAGAGGGUCUGGUUCAAGACGAUGAAAUGAGGCUGAUGGUAGUGAGGGACACGAAGCCCUCCUGUAUCUAAAUGUCUCUGAGGAAAUGAGUGCAGGUAGAGUAUUUCCUGCUCACCCAGGAAGUGCUUUGAUACCUGUUUUAGAAUUUAGUGAGAAAAUGUUUAAAACAACCUAAACACAGAACAUUGGUUCAUACUUGUUUUCCUCUUUUUUUUUUGUUCAUUUUGAGCUUGUGCGUACAGCAUUUUGCUUCCUUCACGAAGGUGAUUUGUUACAUAUUUGUCUUAGGUUGUAAGUAUCUGCAAGGUUUUUUCAGUCCCUUGAGUCUGUAAAGAAUUACUUUUAAUUAGAUAUGAGUACAAUUUUGGUUAUUCAGUGUGGAGAGUAGAAUUUGAUGUGUGGGAUAUUUUCAAUUCCAAAAAAUAGUACAGCAGUGAUUUUACAUAUUGGGUUGUAUUCUUCUGGAGUAUUAAAAGAAUUAAAAUGUUAAUUUGUGAGUUAUGUUGGACACAGGUCUGCUUUAAGCAGCCAUGCUGAGUUGGAAAUGGUUUGAUUCGUAACAGUGACUUUGCAGAUACUUGAUGAUAGAGCACCUCUGGUAACUGCUUCACUUUGUUUUGUACUUGAAGUUACUGCUAUCUGAUAUCAGUUGUUUUUUGUUUUCUUUUUUUGUUUUCCUCCAAAGCACUAUUUUGUUUUUCAUUAUCAGUACCAGUUUGCCUUUAAAGAUUUAGGCCUUUUUUGAGGUUACAAAUCCAAGUUUUCUUUAUCACAGCAUAAUAUGUGCAAUCAACCAUACAGUUCAACAACAGCUCAGUUCUCCAUAGUCAAAUAAAUGGUUGUAUUUGUGUCUUGCUGUACAUCGCUUUGUGAAACAAUCUAAAGAGAUUUUGUGUCAUGUUUAUGCUUCUCUGAGCAUGCCAGUCACUUUCUGGAUACAUUAAAUGGAUUAAAACUACAGCUUUGCUCUGUUAUACAGUAUAUAAAUCACAUCCAUGAUACAAGGAUACUGUAUGUAGAAGUGGUUACCCUGCUUUCUGUUUUUCCUGCACUUUUUCAGCUUGGCUUGUACAACUUCUAGCAGCAGUGGAUGUGUCUGUGUUUGUAUGAACCAACAGUCGGGUUUAUUAACAAGAUUGUAUUUUUGUUUUUCAACCACAUUGUUGUGCUACUGUAGUUGUCAGUGUAAACUUGUUGUGCUGCCGCUGUGUUUAAUGUUUUAUUGUGGGAGCAAAUGCGCCUAAGUACAUAUUCAGUUCUACACCACUGACUUUUUUUCUGUGCAUCAAUAAAAUUGUGACAAACA
Messenger RNA from Sphaeramia orbicularis (orbiculate cardinalfish), 6804 nucleotides. It is a transcript of the gene smg6, whose product is annotated as SMG6 nonsense mediated mRNA decay factor. The transcript has 19 exons. Gene Ontology annotation, molecular function: telomerase RNA binding; telomeric repeat DNA binding; protein binding. NCBI's taxonomy places the organism in Eukaryota, Metazoa, Chordata, Actinopteri, Kurtiformes, Apogonidae. Gene Ontology annotation, biological process: nuclear-transcribed mRNA catabolic process, nonsense-mediated decay. The coding region runs from base 1 to 4959 and encodes 1652 amino acids. Gene Ontology annotation, cellular component: telomerase holoenzyme complex. The record is from RefSeq and is a predicted model, not a curated record.